Messenger RNA from Clunio marinus, 1884 nucleotides. Lineage: Eukaryota; Metazoa; Arthropoda; Insecta; Diptera; Chironomidae. The record is from the annotation of a GenBank genome assembly.
AUGUAUUUAUAAUCAUUGUAUGGUGAAGUUUGUUCGGAUCCUAUUCAAUGCUCUCAUAUGCUCACUGGCGCUAAUUGUAAUGGAAUUUGUCAAUGUGCUGAAGGAUUGACUUAUGUUCGUGGACGAUGUCGUCAAUUAGUUAAUCUAAACGAACCUUGCCGUGAUGAAAUUGAUUGCUUUUUCGGUUAUAAUCGUGAUUCUGUAGAGUGUCGAGAUGGUAAAUGUCAAUGCGCUGAAGGUUUUUACCAAAGAUUCACUAAUGUUUGUCGAAGGGAAUCGCUCAAUGGUGAACCAUGCAUUGUGAAUGCUGAUUGCGUUGAAACGGAUUCAUCAUGUAAUAAUUACGUUUGCACAACAUCUGUCGGCACACAAACUUUGUCAUUGAGAAAUGCGGGUGUUCAAACUUCUCCAAGUCUGGAUAGUCUCACCGAUAGUCUACCGGAAUUAGAAAAAUCCAAUUAUUUCCCUUACAAACGAAAUAUACGAAGUUAUUUCAAAUACACUAAAUUAGAAAAUGUUGACGACACCGGUAAGAAAUUCUCGAGCAUUGAUGAUGAAAGUACUCAAUUCGGAGAUUCGUGCGAAUCUGAAAACAAGCCUUGCACCGGACUUAAAUAUUCAAUGUGCCGUAGAGGUUUCUGUCAAUGUCAAGAUAGAUUUUACCACAAGGAUGGAAUUUGUAAAGCAGAACUUGGAGAACAUGUCGAUGCUAAUACUUAUUGUGGAAGUGGAACUUUCCGAAAUAAUAAGUGUGUUUGUCGUAAUGACGAAUUCUACCAACCAAACAUGCGAAGUUGUAUAAAAUCUGCUUCGGGUAUCAACACGUCAUGUACUCAACCCAGUCAAUGUACACCUUAUGGAGCUGCUUUCUGCCCAACAUUACAACCAAGAAGAUGCCAGUGCUAUGAUUACGCAAGGUACAACGCAGCGACUGAGCUUUGUGAAUUAAAAGAAGGUCUCGGCGAAUAUUGUGAGACGAAUAAAAAUUGUAAAGUUGAAAAUACCGUCUGCACGACAAAAAACACAUGCGAAUGCAAACAAAACUUUGUUGCACAAAAUGAAAGUGAAUGUAAGCCAAGUUUUGGAGCGGAAUGUGAAGUAACAGAAGAUUGUGCCUUUGAAAAUGCUGAAUGUAAAUUGGAAGUUGUUGAUGAGAUAACAUCAACAGUGACAUCAACAAUAGAAAAAUAUCAGUGCAAGGAAGAUUUUGUCGGGGUUGGUGAGAAAUGUCUUGAAAAAGCUAAAAGUUACAACGAUACGUGCACAGAGAAUGAUCAAUGUAAGCCUCUUUUAGGAGAUAAAGCAACAUGUAAUGAGAGCAAAUGCAAUUGCGACGAAUCGCUUCACUUAAAAAACGGACAAUGCAAUGACAAAAAAGAGUUAAAUGAAGUUUGCAGCAAAUCUACCGAAUGUUUUUUUCCUAAUGAUCCUGAAGCCGUUGAAUGUCGUAAUGGCGUCUGCAAAUGUAAAUUCGAUUAUUCCCCUGAUUCAAACCAAAACCGUUGUGUCCGCCCGCGAGAUAAAAAUUCUUCCAAAAGCACGUCGCCAUUAAAAGUCGUCACUUUGAUGUUAAUAGCAUCAGCAGUUGUGAUAACAGGUUCCGCUUUGAGAGAUGCUUACUAUCCUUAAAGUAGCCGUGCCGUUAAAAUUCUGUCAGCUUUCGAAAAGCAAUAAUUACAUAGGUGCAAUCAAGUUGUUAAUGAAUUGAUACAUAAUUUAAUAAUCGCAAAAAAACUAAUGUAAUUAAAUAAUUAACAACACUGAAGCACGUGUUUAAGUUUUUACAAUUUUCCGUUUCGUUAUGUUUAUAAAGAGUAGGAAAAACUUUGACUCACUAUUGAAUUCGUUAUGAAGUUAAAAAAAAAUAAAUUUCUAGAUGUUAAU